Messenger RNA from Pollicipes pollicipes, 781 nucleotides. RefSeq names its product midasin. Bases 38 to 781 code for a protein of 247 amino acids. NCBI's taxonomy places the organism in Eukaryota, Metazoa, Arthropoda, Thecostraca, Pollicipedomorpha, Pollicipedidae. Gene Ontology annotation, cellular component: preribosome, large subunit precursor; nucleus. Gene Ontology annotation, biological process: ribosomal large subunit assembly; ribosomal large subunit export from nucleus. The transcript is spliced from 6 exons. The record is from RefSeq and is a predicted model, not a curated record.
CGGCGCCCUGCGGACAGAACCUGAACUGACGCCCGCCAUGCUGGCCAGCCUAUGGCGGCUGCACCGGGAGGCGUACGGCGCAUGCGCGGCGGCCCGCUGGCUGCCCGAGCCGCCGGUGGCCGAGCCGCCCGACCUCAUCCGACCCUUCUGCGAGAGGUACCGGCUGCUGUCGGCGCUGGAUGAGCCGCUCUCGUCGCUGCUGGAUGCCGACGCUGACGGUCAGCUGGUGGCCGCUCACCUGAUGGCCGCCGGCGUGCUGGAGGCCGGCGUCGAGCCGGAGUCGGCCGCGCUGGCGCCGCCGCCGCCUGACAAGCCGUACGACGUGUACCGCGACCCGCACGUCACCGAGGUGGUGUCGUGUCGCGGCGCGCUGCAGCGGCUGGACGGCCGUGCCGGAAAGCUGCUCGCAUCGUGGCCCGAGCACCCGGCACUGGUGCAGCUGCGCCGCACCAUCGACCGCGUGCUCCAGCUCAAGGUCACCACGCCGCUGGUCAAGGUCGUCACGGGGCUGGAGCUGGUGCUGGAGCGCGCCCAGGACUGGGAGCAGAACGCACACAAGGGUGUCUCGCUGUCGACGCAGCUGGAGGAGAUCACGGACCUGGUGCUGCGCUGGCGGAAGCUGGAGCUGGACUGCUGGAAGCGCUGUCUCGACUCGACCGCCUACAACUGCCACGUGUCGGCGUCGCGCUGGCUGCCGCACCUCAGCGUUCAUCGAGUCCAGCCCGCUGGGCGAGGUUCCCGGCCCGGCUUCAGAUGCUGCUGGCCUCGCACCAGCAGCUGA